UCCUUUCCCCGCGCCGCGCUCCGGGCAGGAGGCAGGAAGGGAGGCGGCGGGAUGGAGCGGCUCCCGGCCGGGAUGCGGUAGCGCCCCGGGACACGGUGACGCUGACAUUCCCAAGCAUCCCCCUGCAAUGGCCUCAGGGAACGAUGGUGACCCACCACGGGCCCCUGGACGCCGGGGCAGCGGCGGGCGCAGGUUGUCCCAGGAGCUCAACCCAGAAGCCCGAGUGGCAGCGGAGGCAGAGGAGGUGUUUCGGAGCUAUGCCUGGUACCGCUACCGGCAGGAGAGGGAGGAGAGAGGGGCGGAGGUGCCCCCGGACCCGGAGAUCGAGCAAAUCCAGCAGGACCUGGAGAGCACCGGGACCCAGGUGGGGCAGCGCUUGGCCAUCAUCGGGGACGACAUUUACAGGCGCUACGACGCCGAGUUCCGCACCAUGCUGGACACCCUGCAGCCCACGGCGGGCAACGCCUACGAGCACUUCACCAAGAUCGCCUCCAGCCUCUUCGAGAGCGGCAUCAACUGGGGCCGAGUGAUCGCCCUGCUGAGCUUCGGGUACCGCAUGGCCAUGCACGUGUUCCAGCACGGCCUCACCGGCUUCCUGCGCCGCAUCGCCCGCUACGUCGUGGAGUUCAUGGUGCAGCACCGGAUCACCCGCUGGAUCGCCCAGCAGGGAGGAUGGGUGGCUGUGCUGGACCUGGACAAUGUUUACAUGAAGUACAUGCUGGUGGUGGCCCUGAUCGUGGUGGGGCACUUGGUGGUACGACGCUUCUUCAGGCUCUGAGGGGGGCAGGGCUGGGGGGUCCGGCCCAGAGCUCUCUCCGUUCUCUGCUCUGUCUCCCAGGAGAGGGGGAUUCGAGGAGCCCCCGAGAGAGAGGUGGUUGGACCCCCUCCCACCACAGGGCCCGGGGUCUCUGCAUCCCCAGGAGACACGGAGGGUUGGGGGGGGCUCCUCUUUGUUGUCUUUUUGGUGCCUCAACGAGCUGCUGAGGAUGGGGCCUGACUGUGCUGGGGCAUUGCUGGGACCCCCAGGUCCUCAGGAGGAGCAGAGGUGUGAUGGCAAUGCCUCUGUGUGUGUGUGUGUGUGUGUGUGUGUGUGUGUAGGGUCUCAUGCACCCCUGGGGCAGGUGCAGAGCCCCCCAUUGCUGACAGCCCCAGCCCAGACCCCCCCUGUGUUUGAGCCCUGGCUGCUACAGUUGGUCUGUAAGCCCAUGUGGGGCUGCUUCACCUCCCCUCUGCUCCUGAGCCCAGGACUUGAGCCUUCUCCAGCUUUUUAACAGACACCCUGACCUCUUUCUAUAGGAACACUCCUCCUGCCCCUCCUCUGGCAGCAUUUCCCUACCCCAGCCCGGGCCUGGAGCCCUGCAGCUCCCCAGGGCUCAGGGGGUGCAGGGCUGGGGUGCAGCCUCACAGCCCCCCCGAGCUCAGGGGCUCUGUGCUGACUCCCCUGGGAAGCACCAGCAGGUUCCCAAACACUAAAAGCCUGUGGGUGCUCUCUGGUGGGGACAGGGGGGUUUUCCUGCCCACCCACCAGUUCUGCUGGGGGUCACUCAGCGGGUGCUGGCACAGGAGCAGCCCAGCUGUGACCAGUUGUCCUCCCUGGCUGUCAGUGGGGGGCACUGGGGCUGCAUCCCACCCCCGGCUGCCCCAGGGCAGGGCAGUGACUUGACCUUGUUCCACUCCUGGUGAUGCUUGAGUGGGAUUUUUAGGGGAGGGAGGGAAGCUCCACUCUCCCAUCCCCAAAGCUCCCUGACUUUUGCAGAACAGGGAGUUUAAGCUGGUUACUCCAUGAGCUCAGAGGCAGGAACCUCCCUGCUGUCCCUGGCAGCUCCCUCCUCUCCCCUUGCAGCUGCCCAGGCUGAGCAGGACCAGCCUUAAUUUUUUAACACUCACCCCCCUCCUGCCUCUUUUUAACCAAAUAGCAAACUUUUUAACCUGCUUCCGUAUCAAGGUCCUUCUCAGCUCAUCAUUUUGCUCCUAUCCCUGCAGUAUCCCUUUCCCUGGUGGAAUGCUCUUGUCUGUGCUUAAUAGAAAGGCAUUAAAAUAUUGACUCUGUUAUUCCUCUCUCUCUGUUUUGGUGCUUGCCCAGCCCUGAGCAGCCCAGCCUGGCUCUCCUGGGCCCUCGGGGCUCAUUUGUCCCCUUGCAAGUGCAUUUCUUUGCAUUUUUCCACACACAACUUCAUUUCCCAUCGUGCCACCCCUUCUCCCAGCCUGAGAUUUCAAGUCCAAGACUCUUCUCUGCUGUGAACCAGCCUAACCAGUAUGAGCUGCAGUUCCCACCCUCCUCCUCACCUCCUUUUUGGGUGCAAACACCACCAGAUGGAGCCUUUUUGCCACGAUGAAAAUGAGCAACUAAUCGUUAUUUCCCUUUUCUCCCAAUCAGCCACUCUGUUGGCAAAUCAUCGUCCUCCAGGCUGGUUCUCUGCUCGGGUUGUGUCUCCAGAAGGACUUUUUGGACGUCCUUGGAAAAAAACCCAGCACAUCAGUUUUUAUUCACUACUUCAGACCCACUCCCGGAACUCUAACAGACUGGGGAGAGCUUUUGCUGCUCAUAAUUUAUUUUCAUUUCCCAGAAAAAGUGUUUCCCCUUGCAAACCAAAUGCAGCUGUGUGGCCAUCAGGCUUCAAAUAAAGAAUAUUUUUCAUAUUUAUGGUAGAGGAUUGAGCCUUAGUGAAGUCUGGGAUACCGGGACAGAGAAGGGAACUUUUAACUGGGUGCAGUGCAAAGAGAAAUUUCCAUUUUAUGCGUUUUCUCAGGGGAUUUGCAGGGAGGAUUGUCUCAGGACCUCAGUGCAUCACCUCCCUCUGCUCUCACCUCUCCCAGCCUUCCCAGCACUGGUUAACUAGUGGAAAAAAGCUUGAACUGGGACUGUGGGACUGGUGUGUGGUGCUGUGUCCUGUCACAGCCCCAGGUGCCCCGUGGCUCCUGGUGCCUCUCUGCCAAAGGAAGAGUCUCAUUUACUGAGCCUUUUUAAAUCUCACCAUCUUCCAACUCCUUCCCUCUGGGUGGAGGAAUCUGCCCGAGCUGCUGCUCAGAACCUCCUCUCCCUGCAGCCCUUCCUCACCCCGGGAGGUUUUCCCUGUGUUUGAACCCACACUGUCCCUGUCAGCUCUGGUUCCUCCUCCCUUGUUCCAGUGUCCCCACAGCUCCUUCCCAGCCCUGCAGGAGGGGACAGGGUGUGUGACAGUAAAGGACACUUGGCACUGGCUCUGGAGGGGAGGGACAGGUACAUUCACCUUCUUUUCCCAGGGGGAGAGGAGAGGCAGACAGGUUCUCCCAGCAGCAGCAGGGAGGUGGGGAAGGAGCUGUGUGCAGGUCACCUUUGAAGGGCAGCAAAGGGGCUGUGUGGGACACGGUGGGCUGCUUUUAUCUGAAAAACAAAACAUUUCUCUCACCAAUAUUCUGUAUUUUAAAUUAUGUAAUGUAUAUAUCUCAAAAUAAAAAUGGUACCUUGAGUGCAAACUCA
Messenger RNA from Chiroxiphia lanceolata (lance-tailed manakin), 3460 nucleotides. RefSeq names its product BCL2 antagonist/killer 1 (gene BAK1). Lineage: Eukaryota; Metazoa; Chordata; Aves; Passeriformes; Pipridae. The coding region runs from base 128 to 778 and encodes 216 amino acids. Gene Ontology annotation, molecular function: protein heterodimerization activity; protein homodimerization activity. The transcript has 6 exons. Gene Ontology annotation, biological process: extrinsic apoptotic signaling pathway in absence of ligand; regulation of apoptotic process; intrinsic apoptotic signaling pathway in response to DNA damage. Gene Ontology annotation, cellular component: mitochondrial outer membrane. The record is from RefSeq and is a predicted model, not a curated record.